Molecule: messenger RNA, 792 nt
Organism: Fusarium keratoplasticum
Lineage: Eukaryota; Fungi; Ascomycota; Sordariomycetes; Hypocreales; Nectriaceae
Product: Abhydrolase-2 domain-containing protein
Exons: 1
Coding region: 1-792 (263 amino acids)
Biological process (GO): protein depalmitoylation
Cellular component (GO): cytoplasm
Molecular function (GO): carboxylic ester hydrolase activity; palmitoyl-(protein) hydrolase activity
Source: RefSeq, a predicted model, not a curated record
AUGGGCUCCCUGCUACCUCCCCUUGUCGUGCCAGCUUCAGCCACACACACCCACACCGUCGUGUUUCUCCACGGCCGCGGCGACUCGGCACCCAAGUUUAGUAGCUCCCUUAGAUACUCGACCGACUCGAGCAGCCGCACUCUAGACCAGAUCUUUCCGUCGUUCCGAUGGGUGUUUCCGCAUGCUCCAAUGACCUCCAACGAGGCAUUCCCCCUCAACAGAAUCAACCAGUGGUUCGACGUCUGGAACGUACAAAACUUUGCCGAACGAGAAGAACUUCAGGCCGUUGGUCUCAGGGAGAGCGUCCAGCGCAUUCGUGACAUCCUGGCCGACGAGGCUGCACUCUUGGAAGGUCACUGGGACCGCAUCGUGCUGGCCGGCAUCAGUCAGGGUGCUGCAACAAGCGUCCAUACCCUGCUAAAUCUGGACAUUCUCGGGCCGAUCAAUGGCGAGGCCCAAAAGCGACGACUCGGUGCCUUUUUAGGCUUUUCGUGCAGGAUGCCUUUCCCAGGUCGUUCUCUGGCCGCCACCAGAAAGGUCCUCGACCUGGAGGGGUCGCCUAGUCAUGCUAGCAUACUCGAGAACACACCCGUGCUGCUGGAGCACUGCGUGAAUGAUCACGUCGUCUUGGUUGAGAAUGGGAGGGCUUUGAGAGAGACUCUGCGAGGAUUUGGGGCUCAAGUGACAUGGAAAGAGUACCCAGAUGGUGAGCACUGGUUCAAUUCCCCAUCUGGGAUAGACGAUGCCGUCGAGUUCCUGAAGCACGUUCUUGAGCUGCCUGAUGUUGCCUAG